AUCGAUGCAUCGAUAGGGCCAACGAUGUAUCUGCACCUCUAAGAGACAACAGAACGACAACAAACAAAACAACAUACGAAAACUAAUUAAAAAUCAUACAUAGUUUGUGGCUGUGUUAGAUUGGUUUGUCGCACGCCGGGGGGAGCGGGGGAGAGCCAGUGCCAUUGGCAUAAAAUGGAAGAAACCAACAGCAUGUGUAAGAAUGUUGCCACCACAAUUCUUGCUGUACCCGAAACAGCAUCAUCAUUACCAUCACCCUCAACAACAUCACUGUCGACGUCAUCUUGCAAGGCAGCCAUGCAGUUCAAGCUGGCUGCCGAGGAGCCCGAGGAACUGCUUGGCUCGGUGACCACACAAAAUUGCCCCGGGACACGUGCCAGCGCGCGUGUCAUCCAGAAAAUGAAACUGGAUUUGACGCGUCCAAUGACACCGCCACCGGCCGAGCGAGAGCAUGGCAAAAAGGAGGAGAAGGGCAGCCAAAAGACGCCGUCGCAGAUGCGAGCGGCAAACAAAACAACUUGGACGAAUGUGGAGCGCAAUUGUUUCUUCGAUGCGCUCAAUGAGUUUGGCAAGGAUUUCGAAGCGGUGGCGAAUUGCAUCAAUUCGAAACUGAAGCGUCGCAACGCGAACAGCGAGUACAGCUUCAAGAGCAAAGAUCAAGUGCGCCAACAUUACUAUCAAACAUAUCACAAGAUAAGCAAAUAUGUGCGCUACUCGGAUGAGCUGAAGAAACCCGCCCAGGAGCUGUACACGCUGAUCAAUUAUGGCGAAAUGCGUCGCAAGCUGCAAUUUCUCACGGAGAAGCAUUUCAUGAAGCUGAAGCAGCUCAUCUAUCAGGGUCACAUCAUAGUUCGCUGCAAGGGCAAAAAUAUACGCAUCAAGACGCCAUCCUGCAAAGCGUUGCGUCGCCUCAAUCAGCUCGAUGAUACGCUGGAGGACAUACGCUUGCCCAGCAAGAUCGAGGUGCUCGUCACGCCCGCCAACAUGGAGGCCUUUGGACGCGUCCAAUCGCUGGCUCAGAAUCCACGCGCACGCGCGAUUGUGCCGCUGCAUAAGAAGCUGAUUAGCUUCAUCAAAACGUUUCAAUACAAAUGGCGCAGCUUCGAUGUGCGACUCGCCGAAGAGCAGCUGCUGCCCCCCUCUUCCGCUGUCAGUGUGGAGCCAACAACGACGUCAACAACUGUUGCUGUUGAGACCGCAAUUGUGGAGCCAGCAUUGUGUUUACUGCCUAAACCUGGUGUGCCAAUACAUCGUCCCCUGUUGAGCAUCACAGCGUAUCUGAGCAGCGUCAACAUCUGUCUGACAGCCUACGAGGAGCGUCUGGGUGUCAAGGUGCGCAGCGAGACGGUUGAAAGCACCGCAGCAGCAGCGGCAGCCAGUGCCAAGAGAGCGCGCACCGAAAGCGGCUCCGAGAAACGUUCACCAGAGGCCAAAAAACUGAAGCCACAAUGCAGUCCGGCGCAUGAAAAAUCCGCCGAUGAGCUGGCCUUAAAGCUGGAGAAUAGCAGCGGCGAUGAGUUAAGCGAGGAGAUCAAUGAGUUGCUCAGCCAGCCAGUCAGCAGCAGCGAGGCAGCAGACACUACCAUCAUCAACAGCAGCAGCCUGAUGAAUGCUGUAAACACAACCGGUGCAACGGCAGCAACUCCCGUUGCAACUGCACCAACAACAACCGCUGCAGCUGCAGCGCCAACACGUGCCAAACGCAAUGAUGCGCCGGGUGCGGGCGGUGGCAAGGGAUCGAGAGCUGCAAAUGCUGCGGCUGCUGCAGCGGCACGCAACUUUAAGCCGCUACUCAGCGAUGAGGUGAUCAAACGCAUACGCAAGGGCUGGACGGUGUCGACGUCGGCGGACAUCACGAUUGGCGAUUUGUAUGUUGUGUUGGGUCAAGACUCAAAGCUGGAACUCGAGUAUUAUUGGUGCGAUGCAGAGCUGAGCACAGCCAGCAGCUCCACAAGUGUCAAUGCCACCAUCGCCACAACAAACACAACAUCGUCGCCAGCGUCGACGUCAUCAUCAUUACCAUCAACGGCAUCGUCAACAUCGCUUCCGUACAAUACCAACGACUGUGAUAGCGUGGAACGCGUUAAAGCGAUACAAACGGCCACGGUUAGCAAUAAGCUCAAGCAUCUGCUGCUGGUGGCCAAUCUGAGUGAGCGUGUGCGCAAGCGACAAUGCAAUUGCGGCCAUAGCUGUGAUCGCAAACGCGAUCUAAUCACCAAGGCGCAGUGGCUCAACAGUCUGGCCAAUGGCACAGCGUCUGUAGCGGGAGCGGGAGUGGGAGCUGGGGCAGCGGCUGCCUCUGGCGUGGCCAGUCACGACAGCAACGAAUCCAUCUUCCGCACACCCAUGAUACCUAUGCGUCGACCCAUUAGCAGUCUCAUGGAUCCAGUGCGUCAAUUGUCCAAGCUAACGCGCCAGAAGAUGUCGCGUCAGGUGCUGGUGCAACGCUGCAUCCUGCCGGCGGGCUCGGAUGUGAGUCGACCCUACGAUGUGCUCAGUCUGCGCAAUCUGCAAAACGGUCUCUUCGAGCCCAUUGAGCGUGUUAGCAGCAGCAGCAACAGCAGAGGCAACGGUACCGGAAAUGGUCAUAUCAGCUCAGCUCUAGCCAACAGGAGCGGCCAGAGUUUAGCGGCACAGGCCGAGAGCAGCAGCAACAGCAGCGAUAGCGGAUGUAUUGUCAGCGGUACGCUGGACAUGCCAAAUUUGGAUUUUGUGGAGACAACAACGACCCUCAGUUCCGCCCUAACACCCGCCAGCAGCAGCGGCGGCGCCAGUUUGCCCGAUGGCGCUCAAGAUGAGAGCACCACCCAAAACUUCUUCACUGGCAGUGUCAGUCCGAUGCAUUUGCUGCGAGAUUCCACAUCGAAUGCACGCUGGCUGGAAGACAACAUCAAUGACUUCUCGCUGACCAGUUUGCUGGGCCAUCUCGAUGAUUUUGAUGCCACACGCGACAUACUGGAUCCAUCGUCGAGUCUGUCGGUGAUUAGUGAAAGCAGCGUUGAUUUUCGGCAUAAGUUUCAAGAGAUUUCGGCGCUGCUGCAGCAGCAGGAAAAGGAUUAGCGCUGGCCUCGCUGGCGACACUCCAAAACUUUUAUGGACCAAGCCAAGCCCCAGAAUUCUUCGAACGUCUUCAGCAAAGUAUUCGUAUUAUUUAUCGUCACUAUUUAAUUCCAUGCAUUCAAUGAAAAGUACAUGAAAAACAGAGAGAGAGAGAUAGAGAGAGAACGCUCACAAUUGAGAAAGAGAUGGAAGAUGGAGAGAGAAAGAGAGAGAACUCAAACAUUUUAACUGAGAGAUAUUAUUGAAAUUAAUUUUUUAUUUAUCUUAAUAAUGUUUAACCCUUCGAACCUUCUAACACCAGAAUUAGGUCUUGUGAUGUUGAAAUUGUUCUUUUUUUUUUAUUUUUUUUUUUU
Molecule: messenger RNA, 3413 nt
Organism: Drosophila albomicans
Lineage: Eukaryota; Metazoa; Arthropoda; Insecta; Diptera; Drosophilidae
Gene: crm
Product: protein cramped
Exons: 7
Coding region: 175-3060 (961 amino acids)
Biological process (GO): pattern specification process
Cellular component (GO): nucleus
Molecular function (GO): chromatin binding
Source: RefSeq, a predicted model, not a curated record